GAGCAACAUCCGAUGAGGGGGGACCCGCACUGCUGCAGCCAAGCGAGGGGUCCUACACUUGGAUGAACUGGGGGAGGAGAGAGCACAGAGCGGCUGUCAUGUAAGCUGUCUCCUCUGGGGCCACCGCUCGGUGCGCACUGCUUCCUGCCUCAGCUGAGCGGGCAGCACAUCCUCUCAAAGCACCGAAAUGGAGAAGAUCUGCUCAGAGUGCACCGAGCCAACGCUUGCACAGAGUCUCUGUACACUCUGCAACAAGUGGUUUUGUUACCAGUGCACAGAUUUGCACCAGCACCAGAGUGUCCCUGCCACUUCACACUGCCCAGACUCGUACCAGCAGCAGAGGCCCAGCGCCGGCCAGUGUGCUGACCUGCACCAGCGAGGCUCCAGCUCCCUUCCUCCUGCAGGACAAGGGUCGUAUCCUUGCUCCCUCCUCAUGUGCCACUCUCACAGACAGGAGCCUUUGGAGCUUUUUUGUGAGUCAUGUGACCUUCUGUGCUGCAGCAGCUGUCACCUGUCCUCCCACAAAAACCACAGGGUGGUGCAGAUCGGGAAGGCCCUGCAGGAUCAGCAAUGGCUCUUUGAGAGCCUGAUGGUGCAAGUGGAAGAGAGGAGAUCUGCUGUGGAGAACAAUGCUAAACAGAUAGAAGAUAGACUUCAUGGAGUAAAGAUCGCUCACAGAAAGUCAGAGAACCAGAUUAAAAUGGCAAAGAUGAUUAUGAUGAACGAGCUUAACAAACGAGCCAACCUAUUAAUAGAGCAACUGGAGAAGAUUACAGAGGACUUUCAGCAGCGUCUGGAGGACCAGCUGCAAGGGGCAAUAGAGAUAUGUGGCCAGCUGGACCACAUUCAGAAGUUCAUCACCUGGGCCACGACCCAUCACUGCAGAGGCCCGGUGCUCUUUAGCAGGGCUCUGAUUUCCCUCCAGAUGCAGCAGCUGCUUGAGGCGUCUUUCCACUCAGACUCUUGGAGUCCCGUCAAAAUCAAAUUUAACUGGGAUGCAAGUUACUGGACAAAGCAGAUUUCCUCGUUAGGUCAGCUGACUGUCGAGGGUGGAAGCUGCUCCUAUCCUUCAGGCCUGGCCUAUUCCAGUAUCAUGAGGCCCCAGCCCAUCGCCUGCUUGACUCUCCCGUCUGUGGUUCACAGAGGUCGAGAGGCAGGCUGUGGGUACCAGGCCUGCUGCGAGCCACAGAUGUGUUGCCUGCAUGGCAUCCCCCCCCAGGCAGAUCUGUCCAGUCUGGACAAAAGCCAGAAGGAAACCACUCAUUGUAACUCUGCCUGUACUCAGCCUGCUCUGAUUUCUGCAUCCCUGCACCAGAACCAGCAGCUCCAGAGGUGCUGGGACGCAGAGAGCUCCUUGCAGUGUCCUCCACCUUCAUCUCCUGUCCCAAUUAUUGGACCAAUCCAGCUCAACUGCAGCCGAGGGUCUGAGCCCCUACCGCGCUCUCAGUCCAUAUCCUAUCUGUCUUGUCACCAACACCAGAGAGAAGUUCUUUCAGACAGUCACGCUCAGAUAAGCGCAGGCCGCGGCAGGCCGGGCCGGCUGGGCCCGUGUAAGGGGAAGUUGUCAGCCAGCACAGCUCUGCAACAGGAGCUCAGCCACACAGUGUUGGACAGAGAUGCGAUGAGUGAAGAGAGCUGGGAGGACAGACGCAGUGUGGAGGAGACUUGUGGGCGAACAGCAGCAGCUGAAAGCAGGAAGCUGCUGGAUGAGGAGCUGCAGCUGGUGAGGAGGGAGCAGAGUCCUGUCCGACAGCAGCAGCUCCAAGCUGCUCUAGCAGCGGAGCAGCCGAGGACCAGACCUGCACUGAUGCUCAAACACCACAGAGAUGACCAGAGCUCCACAUCCCUAGAGCUGUCUGCGACAGCCCACGAGUGUGCAUCUGAUGUGCAGAGCAACAGGCUCAGCCCUGGUUCAGUGUGCACAAGGAGGAAGAGACGCUCCCGCAGCAUCCCGACGGAGCUGACAGCCCCAUCCAGCAGCCCGUACGCUGAGCGGCCCGCGGGAUGCACCAGUAGCAGAGAGCAGGGAGAUGCAAAGAAGUAUGACAUCAUGGAUCCCAGACAGAGGAGAGCAUCAGAUGGGGUUCUGUGUGUUGUUAAGGAAACCUCAUCUCAGACGACCCCACUCAGAGGAGGCUUCCCACCCUCACUGUCCUAUAAGAUGGAGCCAGAUCAUCUUCCCACUUUUGUAACUGAAGAGAUUGAUUACGGAGCUAAGGAGAAACUCAAAGUUUCACAACGCAGCUUCAGCAGUAACGGAGAAGUUUCAAAGGAUUCGUGCAGACCGAGGGUCCCGGUGGUUUGCUUAGAGCGUCUGAAAAUACUCGUGUCGCAGCUGCCACCACAUGGACGGAGACAGAGCGACCCAUUGCCUGCCAGCACGGCGGACAAGUCGGACACCAGCGCUCAACAGACAACCUGGCGUGAUGCAACACCAGAGGGGAGAUCAGGAGUCUCUGACACCAGGAGGACUGCCCGUUCACUCACCACGCCGCCGUAUGGAAGCCAACAAACUCGUCAAUUCACCACAAAUUUAACUAACACUGACUUUCACCUCCAUGACGACAGAGGGAGACUUAGUUCCCAUAAAGCAUCUGCGCCGCCAUCCACUGACUCUAAAUAUGUACCCGUAAGUUACUCUGCAGUUAAUCUGGACUCUGACUCUGAUCCCAGGUCAGUGUCGGAGGAUGCUAUGUUUUCUCCAGUUGACCCACAAUUAGAUUCAGAUGCGUCACCAGACUCUGACCCAAAUGCACAGUCGUCAUCUGAGGCUGAGCUUGAAUGUGAGGUUAGAAGGAAACUGGUACCUGCAAGUGAGAUGGAUCUGUGUGGGGAUUCAGAGCCAAGUCUUGAAUAUGAUGCAGAUCCAGAAUCGGAUGCAGGAGCAGGAUCGGAGGAUGUCCAAGGACUGGAUGCCGGAGCAGAAUCGGGUGAUGGUGAAACCGAGUCUGACACCCAACCCGAAUAUGAUCCAACUUUUCAGGCUGAGACUGACUCAGAUCCUCUGUCCGAGCAGCAUCCAGACUCACAGGGCUCUGUGGAGUCUGAGCUUGACGUAGAAUCCGACUUCGAACUGACGACUGACGAUCCGCAACCGCUUCGCUCUGACCUUGAGGAAGAGCCCCAGGACAGUCCUGGUCACAGGCCGCUUCUGAUUGCAAACCCCAUGGUUCAUAGAGGAACUGAGGGGGCCCAGCCAGAGCAGGACAGUGCUGAGAUGGACAGCGAGGAUUUCUGUGCCGUGUGUCUGAUUGGAGGGGAGCUGCUAUGUUGUGACCGUUGUCCAAAGGUCUUCCACCUGACUUGCCAUGUUCCGCCUCUGCUGAGUUUCCCCUCGGGGGAUUGGUUGUGCAGCCUGUGCAGAAAUGCUGUCGAGCCAGAAGUGCAGUACAACUGUGAGGGUGAAAGAACACCUGGAGAACACGCAACGCACGGACUGUCUGCAUGUGACAAGAGAAAAUGCGAGCGACUGAGUCUUCUGAUCCUCAGCAACAUUUUGAGCGCUCCCUUCCACGAACCCGUCAGUCCGCUUGCACGCCAUUACUACCAGAUCAUCAAGAGGCCAAUGGAUCUGUCUGUGAUCAGAGCCAAACUCAGUAAGGGGAAUCCCAGACAUUAUAGCUCGCCAGAUGAGUUUGUCGCUGACGUCUAUCUCAUGUUCCGAAACUGUGCAAAAUUUAAUUAUCCGGACUCUGAAGUGGCCCAAGCAGGCCGCAGCCUGGAGUUGUUCUUCACCUCCAAGCUGAAAGAGGUUUUCCCAGACAGAGGUUUCCCAAUGGCUGAGGCGGACUCUGAUAGCGAUGAGUACGAUGAGGCCUACAGGACGGCUGAGAGUGGUUUCCUCUGGCCAGAGAGGAGGGAGCAGUGCCACGGGAAGAGGAAGAGGAGACAGUCGCUCAAGUCGAGGCGGCAUCACUUUUAAACCACCGGUGACUGGAAUGAAAAGGUGGUCGCCAAUGUGUUUUUAAUUUUAUAUGUGUUUAAUAACUUUUUUUUAAUUUAUCAGACUGCCAAGAUUGUUUUUACUUUACUUAAGUGUUCUGGUUUCCAGUUAAAUGACAGAGCUGCUGAGGCAUUCCAGUCUUAUGGAAAGGUAUUCUACAGUAUUUUUGUGUCAAGUGUGAGGAAAUCAGCUACAUAUUGGCCGAAAUUGAGACAUGCGACAGGACACCGAUGCCAAACACACCAGCAAAUUACAACUGAAUUGGUUGUUACAAUGGCCCAGAGACAGGACAGACACCACCCUGAUGGGAAUGAUGUGGCACGACUUUCAGAGAGCUGUGCAUAAAGGAACUGUAGCAAUGUUGGGAAGAGUGGGCCAAACUUUCCUCCGCAACAAUGAGAAAGAUGUGAUAAUGUCACCCAGAAAACAACGGCUACAUGUACGGUAGUUGCUAAAGCUGGUUCUACGUAUGACUGAAACAUGGGGUGUACUUAGUUUUUCCACACACCGCUUCUGUAUUCUGGUUAAGGUUUGGUUAAAUGAUCUAUGUCACUGUGUAAUAUGUCAAGUGUUCCUAUACUUCUGAGGUUGUGUUUAUUACCUCAUUUUAAGACCUGAUAAGAUUUUUUUUUUAUAUCCUUUUAAAUUCUUUGAACUAAAAGAAGGCUACUUUCUUUUCCACGUGACUGUAAAAUAUUUUAAAUACAUACAAAUGCAGGAAAACAUUAUUAUUCCUGCUGGCAGCUGAUCAAUAGAAUGAGUGUAGUCAUUUAUAUAGGUUGCAUCAUCUAUACAAUGAUAAAUGUAUCUCUAUAAAUGUCAAAGAUUGUAUGUUUUGCUGCUGCGGCCACACAACAUGUUAAUAUAGGUAGUUAAUGCUGUUUUUGUUUAUCAUAUCACACUUUGAACACUGUUUUUUUUAUAUUUCAUCCUAAUGCUUUGCACUUCUCUUUUUGUAUCUCCAUGCAAACCUAAAAAAGGAAAAACAAAAACGGUGAACAUACUUUAUGCCAUAUGCUGUAUUGUACAGAGAGGAUGGUGUAUUUGGAUGUUUUUGCACUUGUAUUGGGCUGUUUUUGUGUAGAAGACCACAGCCAUGACUAUUCAUAGUACUGCAAUGCUGGUAAAUUCUGCAAUAUGUCAUAUUCAUAUUCAUGUUUGACGUGUGCUUGUAUAGGGCAUUAUUUUACUGAAUUUGUCAAUUAUUAAAGGAUUGCAAGAUAUUAUCUAAGCUUUUCUCUUUAAACAAUUCUGUCUCUGUAGUUUAUUUUCCCUAAAAGUUGCUGAAGUAAUGCAGAAAGUAACAGAUGACAAGUCUGUUGUGAGAGGAUGUUUUAUUCCCAUCAAACAACCGUAGAACAUUUCAUUUUUCAAAACAUUUCUUUUAUUUCCUAAACAUAUCAGGCUUGAUGAAAGUUUCAUGUAUUGAUAUGAUUCAUUACUGAUUAAAUGUCCUUACUACUUACUGAGGCACAGUGUUUAAAUGAAAUAUGUCAUUUUGUAAGAACAUUUUGUUUUUGCUUUGCUGGUUCCCUGCGGCUUGAUGUAGACGUCACUCAAAUGAGUAGUGAAUCAACAGCAUAUGUCGUGUAACUUCUUUUAAAAAUAACAAGUAGUUAUAUUUCCUUUUGUGUGGGGAAGAUGAAUCAACUGUAGUUGCUAUCAUUGUUUCAGGAGUUUCUUGCCGUUACUGUAGCAGCCUACAGUAUAAUUGGCACAAAGUAUAU
Messenger RNA from Cololabis saira (Pacific saury), 5670 nucleotides. RefSeq names its product tripartite motif containing 66 (gene trim66). Bases 188 to 3922 code for a protein of 1244 amino acids. NCBI's taxonomy places the organism in Eukaryota, Metazoa, Chordata, Actinopteri, Beloniformes, Belonidae. The transcript has 19 exons. Gene Ontology annotation, molecular function: protein binding; zinc ion binding. The record is from RefSeq and is a predicted model, not a curated record.